This is a messenger RNA of Stegodyphus dumicola, 6723 nucleotides long. RefSeq lists its product as uncharacterized. Lineage: Eukaryota; Metazoa; Arthropoda; Arachnida; Araneae; Eresidae. The record is from RefSeq and is a predicted model, not a curated record. Gene Ontology annotation, cellular component: cytoplasm. Gene Ontology annotation, biological process: intracellular signal transduction; protein phosphorylation; microtubule cytoskeleton organization. Gene Ontology annotation, molecular function: ATP binding; tau-protein kinase activity.
GUAGCUGUUAAGACCAUCAAGAAAGUCAAAAUAGAGACUGAGCAAGAUCUCAUUAGAAUUAGGAGAGAAAUUCAAAUUAUGUCAUCUAUUCAGCAUCCACAUAUUAUCCAUAUUUAUGAAGUAUUCGAAAAUAAAGAUAAAAUAGUGCUUGUUAUGCAGUUUGCUAGUGGUGGGGAACUUUAUGAUUAUUUGAGUGAGAAAAAAGUGCUAUCUGAUGUAGAAGCAAGAAGGAUAUUUCGUCAGAUUGCUGCUGCUGUUUAUUACUGUCAUAAAAAUAAAAUAUGCCAUCGAGAUUUAAAGUUAGAAAAUAUAUUGCUUGAUGAAAAGGGUAAUGCUAAAAUUGCAGAUUUUGGUUUAUCUAAUGUAUUCGAUGAAAAAAAUUUGCUGAAAACCUAUUGUGGCAGUCCCUUGUAUGCUUCACCAGAAAUUGUGAAAGGUGUUCCUUAUUAUGGCCCAGAAGUCGAUUGUUGGAGCAUGGGGGUCUUACUGUAUACAUUAGUUUAUGGUGCAAUGCCUUUUGAUGGUAGUAAUUUCAAAAAACUUGUGACUCAGAUAUCUGAAGGAGAUUAUUUUGAACCAAAGAAAAAGUCUAAUGCUUCUGAACUGAUAAAAAAGUUGCUCACAGUAAACCCUUCAAAACGUGCAACAAUAGUUGAUAUCUGUACAGACUACUGGGUUAACCUUGGUUAUGAACAUUCCUUGCUUCAGGUUGCCGAAGACAUGGCAAACCUUACACCUGUUCGACUGGACUUGCUUCUUGCACUUGCACCAGAUUCAAUGGUGCCCCAAGAAGAGAUUGAACUUGAACAGUUUGGUAGCAGUGUAGAUGCUAUGAAUAAAGACUUUGACCGGGAAAUUCCUGAUGAAGAGGAUGAAGAAGAUGAGGAAUGUAAUCCUGAUACAGCUGCAAACAGCUUUGCCUUCAUGAAGGGAAGUCAUGCUAGUCAGUUAAGCAUAAGUUCUCCUAAUCUUCAAGAAGCUGUUGAUGAUGAAGAAGUUAGUGAAAGCGAUUUUCUGCCUGCUGAUAUUGCUGCUGCUUUACAUGCAGAAGGGGCAAAAAGGCUUGCAGAAAGUUCUUUUGGGGCCAAUUUAGCCCGUAUAUCUAGUUUAGUUCAUCGUAACAAAAAACCUAGAAAAUCUGAUUCAUCUAAUCUUAACAACCAAAUUUCUGAAAAAGCUGAUACUCAAAAGAAGAUAGAAGAUAAGUUAAGAAGCUCUACUAGUUUGAAUAAAAUGUCAAAAGAUAACAUCUCUUCGGAAGAGCUAAAUAAUAAUGUAAAGCAGUCGGAAGAAAAAAAGCUAUCAAAAUCUGAAGUUAAAGACACUUCAAAUACUAAAAGUGAAAAAACUACUACAGUUUCUCCAUCUAACUCACAAAAUGUAGACAAUCUAAAACAAAAUGCUGAAGUUGAGGAGUUAAAACAAGUUUUAAGAAGAGAGAGUGUAUCUGGCUCAAAAAUACCAGAGACAUCUUUUGUAAAUCAAGUGAAAGAAUCUUUAACUUCUACAGAUGAAAAAGUAGAUGUUAAAAAAAUUGGUAGACCACCUGGUAAAAUAAUAAUUCCUAAAACCUUUGAUUCUCCUCAGACCACACCAUCUCCAAAGCUGAACAUUAAUAAAAAAUUUAUCAAAAGCGAAAGCAGAUCUGAUAGUCAAGAUGGUGAACAAAAAGAAACUGUACCUCCAUCUGAAGGAGUUGAACAAAAAUGUGGAGAAAAACCAAAAAGCCCUGUAGGUGAAGAUGUUAAUAAAAAUGUUAUUAGUUUAGAUACAAACAGUGAAACGAAAACUGCUGUAAUCACUGAAGAGAAGAAAAAUAUUGCUAAAGGUAUUCUAAAGAAAGGUAUUGCUAAAGCUAAACUUGCAGAGCGAAAAAUGUCUAAACAGGGCUCCAUAGAAUCAGACAUUUCUUCUCCAUGUUCAACACCAGUAUCAACUGUUGGAACUCCUGAACCAGCACCCUCAUUUUAUAAAACACCAAAACCUUAUUCAAAAGAAGAAGAAACUAGUGUGAAAAGUAAAGCUGAGAUAAAAUUAAGCUCAACUCAAAGUUCUACUAGCACUUUAAAAAAUGGCAGUAGUAGUUGUCAAAAUGCUCCAUUAUGGGAUUCAGCUUUACGACCUAGUGACAGACAGCUGCCAGAUAAGAAUGUAAAUUGGAGUGCUAUCUCUUCAACAAUUGAUUCAGAGAUGAGUAGCUGGAGAGAACAAAUGGAGGAAAGUUUAAGGAGACUGUCACCAGAUGAUGAACGUUCAUCUAAUCAGUCUUAUCCUUUAUCAAAAGCGGAGGAUGAUAAGCCCCUUGUGCCUAUUGCUAGGAGCUAUAAAAAAUUCACUUUUACAAAAGAUGGAGCUUGCAUAACAGAAACAAAAAAGAUCUAUACAACUCCAGGAGCUGAUGGCUCAUGGACAAAAGUUGAGAAAAAAACUAAAAUUACCACUCGUCCUGGUAAUGCUGAAGAAUUUGAAAAAUUUAGAGACCUGCAUCUGAGAAAUGAUUCACCAUUAACUAGGUCUGAUAGUCAAAGUUCAUCCGGUUCAAAUGAUAUAUAUGAUGAUAUAUUUGACAGCUGGACUGGUGACACAAUGAUGUGCAAUAUGAGGAAAAUGAGUAAUAUGUUUCAGAAGUUUUCAAGAGAUCCUUUUCUACGUAAAGAGAGGCGAAGAAAUCCUUUUAGAUAUUUUCGCCGAACUGAAAGUGAAAGAAAUGAAAGAGAGAAGAAAAUGUAUGAAAUUCGAAGUGGUCGUUCUACUGACAGGGAAUCUUCAGAAAAUGAAGAAGAUUAUGAUGUGCAUUAUGAUGAUUCUAGUGCUGUUGUUUAUGGAUCCCAGGGUCUUUGGCAGUUUUUACGAUCAGCUAACAGAGGAUUUCCUGGUAGAGUAACCAUUCAUCAUGAACCUAUUUCUUAUGGACGAUCUGUUAGUCAAGAUCGUUCUGAAUCAAAAUUUGAUGCCAACUGGAAAAGAACUGGUUCCCGAGCAAGUAGUGGUUACAAUACGGGGACUCGUUCACAAAGUAGAGAUAGAACUGAGAGUCCUCGAGAAAAAGUUUUGAGGUUUGUCUUUGAAUCCCCUAAGGAAGGGUUUUCAAGAGAAUCGAAUAUAAAAGAUUCACCUAGUAGGCAUGAAAAAUGGUCAAUGAAAAGAAAUUUAGGUCGUCAACAUCCAAGACGGGACAGUGGUGUUGGAAGUGAUGGAUAUGAAUCUGAAUAUUCUGUUAGGCACAGCCCAUCAGAUGAACUCUCUAGAACUGGCAGGGUGUCUUCAAUGUCAUCAAUUUGUAGUAGUAGCAAACAAGACAUGAUUAGAAAUUUUAUGAGAUCAUGGUCAAAGGACUUAAUGUCUCCUCCUCUAUCUCCCACUUCUCUAGGAAGUGCGAAAGAACAAUUUGAGAAUUUGCCUGAUGGCAGGAAACACAGAGUUGAGCAAUGGUUGCAUAUGAAUUCAGAGGCACCAUUUGAUUUUUAUAAUGACUGCCAUUCAGGAAUUGCGUCUAGAAAAUCUAGUACUAGUCAUAGUAAUAACUCUUCUGCUUAUGCUACAAUGCGUCCUCGAGAAUACUUGAGAUAUAACCGUUCAUCUAGUGAUAAGUUAGGAGAAUGUGAUGCAGAUUAUUUUCCCGCUUUUGAUGAAAAUCCUCGUGGGAGAAGUCACAGUCUGAAUAAAGAACCAUCAUUUGGGGAAAUGAAUAAAAUUCGAUUUAGAACUGCUGCCUAUAGUCCUGUUUCAGAGGAGAGCUCAAAAGAAACACAGUCUGUCCAUCACAGUGAAAGUUCACAUUCUGCUUCUUCUGUGCAUCGCAUAAACUUUACCUUUUCUGACGGAAGAGUUUCCUCUAGUCAUAAUUCUCCACAACCACCAACUAACUAUGCAAGGCAAGUUAGUAGCACUAAAGAUGGAUGUGUAACCUUAGAAUCAACAUCACCCACUAAUGUAAAAUUCGAGCAAGUUUCUGCUAGGGCUCCGGGUCAACCACUUGUACAGAUGCGAGUGUCCUUUAAUAGAGGAAACAGAGAAAAUCAAGUUAUUCAUGUAACUGCUCAACCUCCUCAGAUUUCAAAAGGAUUAUGGGAGCAGCAAGAGUCUGUGAGAACUAGCAAGCAAGAUGGAAGUUUUUCUGUUACUCGAGAAGUUUCGCCUGUUCCUGGUAUUCGCCAGUUUUCUACAGAAGUUCAGCAUCCCAUAGGAAUAUCAGAACAAGCACCUCGGUCAACUCCUGAAUAUGAGAUGCGAAACACUGGAAAAGAUUCCCCUCACAGUCCUCCAACAGGUAAGCACAGUCCUUAUACAUCUCAUUUGCCACCUGAAAGUAGCAUAUGGGAUAUGGCAUGUGUCCCACCUUGCAUGGAAAAUGAUACUGACCUUGCUAACAUAAGCAUGAAUAUCCAUCAAAUAAAACAAAAUGAUAACUUUAAUUACAUUUGUGACAAAUCUUACUCUAGCAGGCCAAAACAGUUUCUUCCUUUGAAAACUGAAUUUGAUAGUGAUAAAUCAUGUGUUUUAGAAUCUCAGACAUCUGUAUCAAAUGGUGCUAAUACACCUGAUAGUCUUGAAGACUUGGACAUUGAACAGUCACUUUUAGUUGAAAAUAAUAUGAUCAUGAAUGAUAGUAUAAUAAGUAAUGCCCUUGAUUCAAAUGUAGAAACUAAAAGCAUGAGUGAAUUUCAUCUUGAAGUGAAACCUUUGGGUACAUUGUGGAAUAAUUCUAACUCUCAGCAUUCUGCCAGUGUCCGAAAGCAAGAAGAUGAUGCAUAUGUUACAUUCACACAGCUUCAAAGUUUUACUAAUCAAGACAAAUGUUCUGAUGGUUUAGAAACACCUGAUUUACAACGAAAGUGCAUUGAAAAUACUAGUUCUGAAAUUGGAAGUAUUUGGAACCAGAAAACUGCUUGUCAAACAUUUGAUUUGCUCAAAAAUUUAUUGUCAGAUGAUGGUCUGGAAAGUUUUAGUUCAUCUAAAUGUGUUUUAAAUUCUUCUCAUUCUGGAGUCAAUCAAAAUAAUCCAGAAGAUAUGACAAAUAGUGAGAAUUGUUUAGGACAAAACUCUCUAAAGGAGAAACAUCUUUCUGUGAUAGAUAAUAUUGAACUAGAGCGAUUAACACGAGGUGAAAAAUUUCAUAAAGUGGUGCCGUCACUUAUGGAUGAUUUACAGAGUCCAAAAGAAGUCCUUCGCCAAGCUAUGAAAAUUUGUGAUUCAUUUGACCACUUUGAAUAAGAAAUCAUUAAGUGAUAUUUAUUUUCGCAACUUUAGUGUUAAACAAAAUGUGUAUUUUGUACAGAAAUAUCAUUAAUGAGAAAAUUUUAUUAGCACCUGUCAAAGAACAUUACUUUUGUUAUAAAAUACAUUAACUAUUUUACUGCUCAUUUUAUAUACACUGAGAAGAGAGUAUAUUUUUAGGCAUUGUUAAGUUAUACACAUAUAUAUCUCCCAUGUGUUAAGUGGAUAGAAUAUAAAAAAUUAGAACUACACCCAUCAAAAUUCAUGUUCAUUAUUCAUUUAAUGAAAAUUAAUUUAAAUAAGAAUUUUCAAAAAAGUGGUAUUCAAAUUAAUUUAUUUUCUACAUGCUUUCUUAAUUAUUUAUGUUUUAAAUUUGACAUUUAACAUUUUGAGAAAUUUUAUGGAUCUCAUUUAAUAUGCUAGCUUCCAAAAGUUAAGCACACAACAGUAAAGUCAAUAAAAAUGAAAAAUUAAAGUUUUGGUAUCACUAAGUUGCAUAUGCAGAUGGUAGAUGUGUUUAUGCAUGAAAAAAAAGCAUUAUGUGCAAAGGGUAAAAUAAUAUUUCAUUAGUUUUCAUAAAUGAUUUGAUGACAUCACAUUUCAAUCAUUAGCAAAUUGAAAUUUAAAUCUAAAAAACUGCCCUGUACCUUGUAAAGCUGUAACCACCUUUCACCUUCCCACAAACUUUACAGUGAUUUCCCUUGCUUUCAAUGAAGUAAUCAAAUAUCACAGAUAGAUGGCCAUUCCUGUAUUUGAGCAAUUUCUAGCUGUUUCAGACUGUGUGGAGGAGAUAAAUGGGCAAAAGACAGCACAUUUGAGGACACCCCAAAGAUUUUCAGUGGUAUUUAGCUUGGGGGGGGGAAUACACUAGCCACUUCUCUUGAUAUUUUGGAGCCAUGCUCCUGGCCAGUUAAAGAGUUAAAAAUGUGCAACUAAGAGUGAUAUUUCACUGAAAUGUUAGCCCACACCUAGAUACUGCCAUCUCUGAACAUGUGAUGUUUGAUGAUGUUCUGGCCCUGAUACAGUAUAUCUCAGUCUUUCCAGACCCUUUCACAUUUCUCUGAAUCCAGAGAAAAUAUAAAUUCAUCUAUGAACGGGAUGAUAUCCCAGUUUGAAACAGUCGAAUAGAAAUGCUAUUGAUACCACUUUAAUCUUGCCUUUCUGGAUUGUGCAAUUAGUGGAACACAAAUAUCUGGUAGACAAUCUAGUAGUAUACUAGAUACAAUCUAGUAGUAUACUAUACAAAUAUCUAGUAGUAUGGGCAAACAAUUACUUCAUGAGAAGACUUCAGUGCACUGUACUGCAUAUAUUAGUAUGCCAAAAGUCUAUGAAUGUAACAUUAGUGGAGGUCAUCUGUUAAUUCUACUUGGCUAUACCUAUCUUUCUAUAUAUAUGUAAUAAUAAAAUUCCAUAGUCAAAAAUACACUUAAAAUUCUAACAGUUUGUUCUUUUCAUUUUUAAUGGUGACGGUCUCUUAUUUGAAAGUACGUGGAAUUAAAUCCACAG